Xenia sp. Carnegie-2017 is the source of this 2826-nucleotide messenger RNA. Its product is annotated as A disintegrin and metalloproteinase with thrombospondin motifs 12-like. Gene Ontology annotation, cellular component: extracellular matrix. Lineage: Eukaryota; Metazoa; Cnidaria; Anthozoa; Malacalcyonacea; Xeniidae. Gene Ontology annotation, biological process: extracellular matrix organization; proteolysis. The record is from RefSeq and is a predicted model, not a curated record. Gene Ontology annotation, molecular function: metalloendopeptidase activity.
CUCACGAUUAUGGCCGAGGUUCGAAAGAUAUUUCAACACAGUAGUCUUGGAGUACGCGUGGACCUGGUGGUAUCGGACCUGGUUAUUCUCACAGGUGAAGAGGAAAAUCUGCAAGUAAGUCGCAAUUCAGAUACAACGAUGAGAAGUUUUGUGAAUGGCAAAGUGAACAGUUUGAUCGUGACGGCACCGACCACGACGUCGCAUUACUUUUGACAAGACUUAAUAUCUGCUCUGACCAAGACCACCCUUGUAAUACAGUAGGCAUGGCUUAUAUAUCGGGUAUGUGUCAAUCUCAACGUCGAUGCAGCAUUGCAGAAGACUCUGGUCUGGAUGUUGCUCUGACUGUUGCACAUGAACUGGGACACAAUUUAGGCAUGCGUCAUGACGGCUACGGGAACGAGUGCGCAGAACAAACACGUGACAUACCUCACGUGAUGUCAUCGACAACACUGAAGGCAAGCCAAAGAGGUUUAUCCCAAUGGUCAAAAUGUAGCAAGAGAAAGAUCCACUAUUUUCUAAGCACGUCAAACAGCAGGUGCCUUAGGGAGACUCAAAGUAAAAGAACUAUCCCUCUACCUAAAGACCUGCCUGGCGUGACAUUUACAGCAGAUGAACAAUGCCGUCAUCAAUAUGGCAACCUCGCCACACAAUGUCGACGAUAUCAGGUUCGUCUUUGUCGUGAGCUAUGGUGUGAGAUAGAAGAACAUUUCUGCAGAACUAGACUGAAUCCAGCUGCCUAUGGGACAAAAUGUGGAGAAGGAAAGUGGUGUAUGUAUGGAAAUUGCAUUUACAACAAAUCUGUCCUUGUGAAAAAAGAUGGAGGGUGGAGUUCAUGGGGAGUAUGGAGCGAAUGCUCCAGAUCAUGUGGUACUGGCGUAUCCACCAGAUAUAGGAGGUGUAAUAAUCCACGCCCAAAGAAUGGUGGACGAUUUUGCCAAGGGAAGCGAGAGAGACACAUAUUGUGCAAUCAACAUGCGUGUCCUCCCGAUUCAAAAGAAAUCAGAAGAGAGCAAUGCGAGUCGUACAAUGGGCAGAUGUAUAACGAUAUGUUUUACAACUGGAAACCUUUACUCAGUAAACACAAACCAUGUGCGUUGUAUUGCACACCUACAACAGAGGAAAGAUUCUCUGUUCGGUUUUCCAGCAAAGUUAUUGAUGGCACACCAUGCAUGCCUGGAGGAACAGACUUGUGCGUCAAUGGGAAAUGUCGAAGAGUUGGCUGCGACAAUAAGAUAGGUUCAAAUGCUAAAGAAGAUAUCUGUGGUGUGUGCAAAGGCAACGGAUCAACAUGUAGCAAGGGAGGACAUUUUAACCAACUUUCUGGAUCAGGAUAUGUAGAAGUUGCCGUUAUUCCAGUGGGUGCCAGAAAUGUCCAAGUCAUGGAAACGAAACCGUGUACCAGCUUUCUUGCUUUAAAAGGUAGAUAUGACACAUAUUACGUCAAUGGCAACUGGAAAAUCCAGCUACCAGGUCAAGUUGAUGUUGAAGGAACGAAAGUAAUAUACGAUCGCAAAGGCACUUGGGAGAGACUUAUUGCCAAGGGACCCACAACGGAACCAAUGCACGUGAUGGUAUUGUAUCAUGGCUACAACCUUGGUAUCAAGUACAAAUAUUCCAUGCCUUUACCUAACCAAACUCACGACAGACGUGCCGAAGAUAAACAAACGUCAGGCACAAGGAAAAUCAACUACGGCUGGAUCAGAAGAGGAUGGCAGAAAUGUAGCGUCGUAUGUGGAACAGGAAUUCAAAAAAGCAGUAGAGAAGAGUGCGUGAGAUUCCUAAAUGGUAAAAUAGAAAUUGCUAACGAAAGGUAUUGUCGUGGAGCGACGAAACCAAGACAAGAUAUUCGAGUGUGCAAUGAACAUCCUUGUCCAAUAUGGUGGUCGGUGACGAGGUGGUCAAAAUGCAGUCAUAAUUGUGGCUCAGGACGACAACAUCGACAGGUAUUUUGCAUGAGGCAGGCUCCCAAUGGAAGCAUUCAGAAAACGUCAACUCACAUGUGCACCAAAGACAAACCAUCAUCAAAACAAAAUUGCUAUCAAAGGAGUUGUAGUGUGAAGUGGAGAACGAAACCAUGGACAAAAUGCUACACGAUCUGUGGUAAGGGAUAUCGAUACCGAGAAGUCUACUGUCCACUUAAAGAUCUUUGUGAUUCAGCAAGUAAACCUGCAAGAAAGAAGACAUGUUACGGGGAAUCAUGUUUUAGCUGGAGAGCUGAGGACUGGAGCAACUGUUCCCGUUCGUGUGGCUAUGGUUAUCGACUACGGAGAGUGACAUGUGAACAUAAAUUGAGCAAAAAACAAGGAACGCAAUGCAAUCGUUCACGAAAGCCUUCAGUAAUACAGCUUUGCUUGAAUAGAUAUUGUAAUUAGGUGGAUAUCAUUUACACAAAAAAUGUACAAAGUGCUCCAAGCUAAACCCAAUGUUUGCAAUGAAGACAUAGUCUUGUCAGGAGAAAUGAGGAUGAUCUCCUUCAAUCUACCACGAAAAGACGUAGACGUAGAGAAAUGUUUAAAUAUUUAUGGCCUGCUCAAAGCCCCGUGUGAAAUGGCUUGCUUGAACACGAAAGUAGUGCCAUAACUUUUUUCCCUCGAAGCCGCUUUUUUCUUGUAGAAUCUGUGUACAUAAUAGUUGGUCUUAGAGGAAUUAUUUCAAGCGAAAUAAGUAAACAAGAUUUAAGCGGAAAAAUGAUUUAAAGAGAUAAUUUAAAAAAGAUGUACAGUCUACCUAAUGUACCGCAUGAUACAAAAAGUUUAUUUUAUUUUUGCUUCAUCUUACAAGAUAAUUCAUAGUUAUAUCAGAAAUAAAAUAUCAUUUAGUAAGACA